CCGCCCGCGGGUCGCCCCGGUCGCGCACUUCCGCGUGCAUGGCCCUGCUGCCCCUGGCCCUCAGCGCGAGCGCGGGGCGGAGCUGGCAGCGGGCGGCGCGCGCCUGUCCCCGCUUCCCGCUGCCUCAGCCUCGGCCCGCCCGCUCCCUCUCCCGCGCCAUGGCGUGCAGACAGGAGCCGCAGCCGCAGCGCCCGCCGCCCGCCGCUGGCGUGGCCUCGUACGACUACCUGGUGAUCGGGGGCGGCUCGGGCGGGCUGGCCAGCGCGCGCAGGGCGGCCGAGCUGGGCGCCAGGGCCGCCGUGGUGGAGAGCCACAAGCUGGGCGGCACUUGCGUGAAUGUUGGAUGUGUACCCAAAAAGGUAAUGUGGAACACAGCUGUCCACUCUGAAUUCAUGCACGAUCAUGUUGAUUACGGCUUUCAAAGUUGUGAGAGUAAAUUCAAUUGGCGUGUUAUAAAGGAAAAACGUGAUGCCUAUGUGAGCCGCCUGAAUACCAUCUAUCAAAAUAACCUGACCAAGUCCCAUAUAGAAAUCAUCCGUGGCCACGCUGCAUUCACGAAUGAUCCCAAGCCCACGGUAGAGGUCAAUGGGAAAAAGUAUACCGCUCCUCACAUCCUGAUUGCCACAGGCGGUGUGCCCUCUCGUCCUCAGGAGAGCGAGAUCCCUGGUGCCAGCCUAGGAAUUACCAGUGAUGGAUUUUUCCAACUGGAAGAAUUGCCUGGUCGCAGUGUCAUUGUCGGCGCGGGUUACAUUGCUGUAGAGAUAGCUGGGAUUCUUUCCGCUCUGGGAUCAAAGACUUCGCUGAUGAUACGCCAUGAUAAGGUACUUAGAACUUUUGAUUCAAUUAUCAGUUCAAACUGCACUGAAGAGCUGGAGAAUUCUGGCAUAGAGGUGCUGAAGUACUCACAGGUCAAGGAAGUUAAAAAGACUUCCUCAGGCUUGGAGCUCUGCAUGGUUACUUCAGUUCCUGGUAGGAAGCCUACCUUGACCACGAUUCCAGAUGUUGACUGCCUGCUUUGGGCCAUCGGGCGGGACCCAAAUUCCGGUGGCCUGAAUUUAAACAAAGUGGGGAUUCAAACUGAUGAUAAAGGUCACAUCAUAGUAGAUGAAUUCCAGAACACCAGUGUAAAAGGUGUCUACGCAGUUGGGGACGUGUGUGGAAAAGCUCUUCUUACUCCAGUUGCCAUAGCUGCUGGCCGGAAACUUGCCCAUAGACUUUUUGAAUGCAAGAAAGACUCCAAACUGGACUAUGACAACAUCCCCACGGUUGUCUUCAGCCACCCCCCUAUUGGGACAGUGGGACUCACAGAAGAUGAGGCCAUUCAUAAAUAUGGAAAAGAAAAUGUGAAGACCUAUUCAACCACCUUUACCCCAAUGUAUCAUGCUGUUACCAAAAGGAAAACAAAAUGUGUGAUGAAAAUGGUUUGUGCCACCAAAGAAGAGAAGGUGGUUGGGAUUCAUAUGCAAGGAAUUGGGUGUGAUGAAAUGCUGCAGGGCUUUGCUGUUGCAGUGAAAAUGGGAGCCACAAAAGCUGACUUUGACAACACGGUGGCCAUUCACCCUACGUCUUCAGAAGAACUGGUCACACUUCGUUGAGAACCGGGGACUCGAAUGGCUGGCAGCUGGACCAGCAGACCUUCUGAACAAUGAACCAAAUUAUCAUGUUUACUUACUGUUCCCAUGUUAUUUGUUUCUUUAUUGUAAUCAGGAUAUUCCAGUAGUGGAAGUUUUCAGUGAAUAGUAGAACUUAUUUAUGUAAUUAGAAAUUUGUUUUGUCAUCCAUGCUUUCCAUUUGAUUUGCAUCUCACAAUAAUCAAUAUUUUAAAUUUUUUUUUAUUAACAGCUCUGUGCUAGCUGGGUUUUUGUUUUGUUUUGUUUUUAUCUCAGCCUCAUCCCAGGUAUAAAGUUGUAUGAAGUACAGUUAAUUAAGGUACUUGAAUGAAUAUAGCUCGCUAAUUUUUAUAAAUGAAGCUGACGGCAGCUCUUCACAUUUAGAUAAUGCAAGUGCCCACGUCAUUUUAAUGUCUUUUUUUUUUUUUUUUUUUGUAA
Hyaena hyaena (striped hyena) is the source of this 2048-nucleotide messenger RNA. It is a transcript of the gene GSR, whose product is annotated as glutathione-disulfide reductase. Gene Ontology annotation, cellular component: cytosol; mitochondrion. Gene Ontology annotation, molecular function: glutathione-disulfide reductase (NADPH) activity; NADP binding; flavin adenine dinucleotide binding. The record is from RefSeq and is a predicted model, not a curated record. Bases 39 to 1595 code for a protein of 518 amino acids. Lineage: Eukaryota; Metazoa; Chordata; Mammalia; Carnivora; Hyaenidae. Gene Ontology annotation, biological process: cell redox homeostasis; glutathione metabolic process; cellular response to oxidative stress. The transcript is spliced from 13 exons.